Molecule: messenger RNA, 575 nt
Organism: Nomia melanderi (Alkali bee)
Lineage: Eukaryota; Metazoa; Arthropoda; Insecta; Hymenoptera; Halictidae
Product: large ribosomal subunit protein eL22
Biological process (GO): cytoplasmic translation
Cellular component (GO): ribosome
Molecular function (GO): RNA binding; structural constituent of ribosome
Source: RefSeq, a predicted model, not a curated record
GUCCCUGAUAUCGAUCAUGAAGGAACGAACGUAGCGCCGUCUGUCUACGGAUUCUUUCAGUUGUCGACCAUUUGUAAACAUGCCUCCGGCCGUCGCGAAGAAGUCUAAAGGGCCCACGCCCAAAAAACAGACCCUCCGGGGCAAGGGUCAAAAGAAAAAGGUUUCCCUUAAGUUCACUAUUGACUGUACACAUCCUGCUGAGGACAACAUUAUGGAUGUAGCCAAUUUUGAAAAGUACCUGCAGGAAAGGAUCAAGGUUGGAGGCAAGACGAACAACUUUGGCAACAAUAUCACAUUGGAACGUGACAAGAUGAAGUUGUCGGUUAAUAGUGAUAUCGACUUCUCCAAGCGGUACCUUAAGUAUUUGACAAAAAAAUAUCUAAAGAAGAACAAAUUGCGUGAUUGGCUUCGUGUAGUGUCUGAAGACAAAGAAACUUACGAACUGAGGUACUUCCAGAUUAACAGCCAGGAAGAUGACGAUGAAGAAGAUGCGGAAUAAACAUUUGUUUCCAUUCUAUACAAAUUUACAGAAACGUCUGUACAUAUUUCUAUUAAUAAAUGAUUGAAAAACUUAA